UUAUUUUCCUAGUUAGUGAGGCACCUCUUCUCCUUCUCCUCAGUACUUCCCAAAGCUCCUGUUCGCUCGAUUCCCUUCCAUUAUACGAAUUUUGGGCCACACGAAGUAGAAAAGGAGAAAUGGUAUUCUGUGUUGCAGCGAUGGCGGCCGCAGUCGCUUCUCCUUCUCUUUCUUUGGUUUGCUUGUCGGUAACCAACCCUAGUAUGUGCUUUACACUCAGGAGGACGGAGAGUGCGACGAGGAGGAAUUUCCUUGCUACAGUGAAGGCGUCGUCACGUGUAGAAAAGUUCUCAAAAAGAGAUAUUAUAGUUUCUCCUUCUAUUCUAUCAGCAAAUUUUUCCAGGUUGGGCGAGCAGGUAAAAGCAGUGGAUGCGGCUGGAUGUGAUUGGAUCCAUGUUGAUGUAAUGGAUGGUCGUUUUGUCCCAAACAUCACCAUUGGACCUCUUGUUGUUGAUGCCUUACGGCCAAUUACUGAUCUUCCUUUGGAUGUGCAUCUGAUGAUUGUAGAACCUGAGCAACGAGUGCCAGAUUUUGUUAAGGCAGGUGCAGACAUUGUUAGCGUACAUUGUGAACAAUCAUCCACCAUUCAUCUGCAUCGAACAAUCAAUCAAAUUAAAAGCUUGGGAGCCAAAGCUGGAGUUGUCUUAAAUCCCGCAACACCACUAAGUGCCAUAGAAUAUUUGCUUGACGUGGUAGAUUUAGUCUUGAUUAUGUCAGUGAAUCCUGGUUUUGGUGGUCAAAGCUUUAUUGAGAGUCAAGUGAAGAAAAUAUCAGACCUUAGAAGAUUAUGUGUUGAAAAGGGUGUCAAUCCAUGGAUCGAAGUGGAUGGCGGAGUUGGCCCCUCUAAUGCAUAUAAGGUUAUUGAGGCUGGUGCUAAUGCUAUUGUUGCUGGCUCUGCAGUCUUUGGAGCUAAAGAUUAUGCAGAAGCAAUAAAGGGCAUCAAGACCAGUAAAAGACCUGAGACAGUGCCAGUAUGAGAAAUGAGAACGUAGAAGGCCUGUUUCCAUUUGGUCCAUUGUAAUAAAAUACAGCAGCUUUGGAAGAGCGGCACUUUAGGAAUUCAAGAAUUCAUAUAUAUUUUGGUUCUCAGUUAUGUUACAGCUUUCAAAUUCGAUGGUUUCUCUGGAUCUUCUGAAAGGUAGUUUUUAUAGACAUUUUUGACACAAGACAUUCCCUCUGGAAGAAAGAUUAUUUUGGUGGUGGCGGGAAGAAAUAUUCCCUGCAUCAAUCACUCAUAGAAUCCAUGUUUGGCUUACGUUUUUGUGUGCUGGUACCCAUGCAUGGUCCAUGUGUGUUUUGCCCACCGGCUCUGUGGAAGUGCCCAACAGAAAAUCAUUCCAUAUUUCCAUAUAUGAUACAUGGCUAAUACCUUCUAAGAACUGGUUUUUCUUGCUAGGUUCUGCAGCCGGCUGCUUGAAUGAAUUCGAAGACAGGGCAGAGAUAAUAUACAAUUCCUUGCGUGUAUUUGUUAGUGUAUGAGAUUUAUUAAUAAAUUUGUGAUAUUCAAGAUAAAAUGUUUAGUUAUCUAGAAACUUGUUCUGUCUUAAUUUGGUUUCAGAAGCUCUUCCUUUAUCUAGGCUAUUGCCAUUCUCUUUCGUGUCACCGCUGUCUUUCAAGUUUUAAUAACGUACACGUGUUGAUUUC
Messenger RNA from Dendrobium catenatum, 1644 nucleotides. Its product is annotated as ribulose-phosphate 3-epimerase, chloroplastic. Gene Ontology annotation, biological process: pentose-phosphate shunt; pentose-phosphate shunt, non-oxidative branch; carbohydrate metabolic process. Bases 120 to 977 code for a protein of 285 amino acids. The record is from RefSeq and is a predicted model, not a curated record. The transcript is spliced from 11 exons. Gene Ontology annotation, molecular function: D-ribulose-phosphate 3-epimerase activity; metal ion binding. Gene Ontology annotation, cellular component: cytosol. Lineage: Eukaryota; Viridiplantae; Streptophyta; Magnoliopsida; Asparagales; Orchidaceae.